AUGACGCGACGAAUGGUCUAUGGUAUAGGCCUCUGGGUCUUCCUAGCAGCCGUCGCCCUGACCUUCACCUCGAUGGCUCUGCCCGACUGGAUCUCAUACACCAGCCCCGUAUCCACCUCUCCCAAUCCGGCCCACCCCUCUGCCCCAAUUCACGUCUCCUACGGACUGCACCGUCGAUGCUCUUCGCUCACCUCUGGCUGUACACCCUUCCCAGUGCCUGAAGACUGCCAUGGCGAAGACCGAUACUUUUGCUCCAUGUGGAGGAGUGUAGGCUUCCUUAUGAACUUCUCUGUUGUUCUGGAACUAGCGACUUUUGUCGCUUUUGCGGUUGUGUUGCUUGGAGGAAGAAGUAAUAGAGAAGGAGGGUGGAAGAUGUGUGCUGGGUUACUGGGCGUUGUGGUUGUUUGUCAGGUUGCUGCUAUGGGCAUUGUGGCUUUCCUCUUUGAUCAUGAUAACCGCUUUUUCGUUGGCUGGAAGUUGGAUAGGAGUUGGAUCCUCUGCACCGUCUCUUGGAUUGUGCUGUUGGUGGAUAUGGUUGGUAUUGUUGUUGCUGCCAAGAUGUUGCCUGCUGAGGAUGACUACGAACCUAUUCCUGAUAGGAGAUGA
Messenger RNA from Aureobasidium melanogenum CBS 110374, 606 nucleotides. RefSeq lists its product as uncharacterized. The record is from RefSeq and is a predicted model, not a curated record. Lineage: Eukaryota; Fungi; Ascomycota; Dothideomycetes; Dothideales; Saccotheciaceae. The transcript is spliced from 3 exons. The coding region runs from base 1 to 606 and encodes 201 amino acids.